Molecule: messenger RNA, 1002 nt
Organism: Oldenlandia corymbosa var. corymbosa
Lineage: Eukaryota; Viridiplantae; Streptophyta; Magnoliopsida; Gentianales; Rubiaceae
Source: the annotation of a GenBank genome assembly
ACUCGAGCCAAAUUCGAGGAAAUGAACAUGGAUUUGUUGACGAAAUGCAUGACCGUCGUCUCCAAGUGUUUGUUUGAUGCCAGGAUGGAUAUGCGUAAACUUCACGAGGUUGUACUUGUGGGCAGUUCGAGUAGGAUUCCAAAGGUUCAGCAGUUGUUGCAAGCAUUACUAUACGGAAAAGAGCUCUGCAAGAGAAUCAAUCCCGAUGAGGCAGUCGCAUAUGGCGCAGCUGUUCAAGCCGCGAUAUUGGCAGGCACUAUGGCUCAGGAAGUUGUACUGGUAGACGUGACUCCAUUAUCUCUCGGCAUAGAAUGUAUAGGUCAAGUGUUUUCCAUCGUAGUCCCGAGGAACACUACUAUCCCUAUCCGAAAGGAGAAAAUCUUCACAACAGCAUUUGAUUAUCGAACCAGAGUUCGGAUUCAAGUAUACGAGGGGGAAAGAGCUAGGUCAUGCGACAACAACUUGUUAGGUACAUUUGUGCUCUCCGAAAUCCUUACAGCCCUUAGGGGUAUUCCUCAAAUUAAUGUCUGUUUCGAGUUGGACGCCAACAGCAUAAUGCACGUUUCUGCUGAGGAUAUCACCACAGGAUCAAAGAAACAAAUCACCAUUACCAAUGACAAAGGAAGAAUAUCAGCUCGGGAGAUUGAGUACAUGGUGAAGGAAGCUGAGAGAUUGAAUGCCGAGGAAGAGGAACAUAGAAGGAGAGUUGCUGCGAAAGAGGAUCUCCACAAUUGUAUCGUUAGAACAAGAAGGAAAAUCAAAAAAAGGCAUAAUGUUCUACCUUUGGCUGAGAAAAAGAAGAUGGAAGAUGCCAUCGAUAAAGCCAUUCAAUUGUUGUUGAUUGGGGAAACACUUGCUGCGACAACUGAUUAUCAGGACGUGAUGGAAGAGCUCGGGAAGUUGUGCAGUCAAAUACUUGCCAGAUUUCCUCCUUCAGCAGCUAACAUUAGCACUAAAAAUGUUACUCCUUUGAAGAAGCCAAAAUACGAGACCAUCGAUUAA